AUGGAAGAAUUUCUUCUCCGUGACCCGCCAACCAAAGCAACUGCUUCUCUUCUAAGCGCCGACGGAAAUACCCUAAUCACAGAGAAGGCAACAAUUCUACAGGAAUGGGCCGAGCACUUCAAAGGCAUUCUCAUCCGCCCCUCCACCACCUCCGACGCCGUCAUCGCCCGUCUGCUUCAAGCGGUGACCAACACCGACCUCGACCUCUUGCCCUCUCUCUACGAAACCGUCAAGGCCGCGCAGCAGCUUUCCAGCGGGAAAGCGUCCGCAUUGAACGCAAUGCCUGCUGAAAUCCACAGGCACGGUGAUCUCCAACUCACGGAUUAUCUGACGGUGCUCUACCUGGAGAUGCGAAGCCAAAGACAGCUCCCGGAAGAUUUUAAGGACGCCGCAAUCGCUCAUCUGCAUAAGCGUAGAGAUAAUCGCCAGCUCUGCGACAACCACCGAGGCAUCUCUCUGCAAAACAUUGCCAGGAGGAUUUUCGCUUGCAUUUUUCUCAACCGUCUCAAAAAGCAUAUGGAACAGGGUUUCCUGCCGAAAAGUCAGUGCGGCCUCCGUCGUCAUCGCUGGAACACCGACAUGAUCAUCGUCGCUUGCUAACUGCAAGAGAAGUGCCGGGAAAUGAGGAUCCGCCCCUAUCCUACUUUAGUGGAUCUGCCGCAAGCCUUCGACACGGUGAAUCGCUGUCCCGAGCAAUUCACUCAGAUGGUACGUCAGCUCCACGAUGGCAUGACGGCGCGCGUAACGGGCAAUGGCACCGUCUCAGACGCAUUCACAGUGACCAACGGAGCGAAGCAGGGUUGCGUCCUCGCGCCAACGCUCUUCAAUCUCAUGUUCUCACUCAUGCUAAUAGACGUCUACCGUGGAGAACGUCCCGGGAUCCGCGUCGCCUACAGGACGGACGGCCACCUCCUCGACCAUCGGCGGAUGCGCUUCCAGUCGGGUGUAUCCACAACUACAGUAUAUAAACUUCUUUUUGCCGACGACUGCGCCAUCAACACCACCUCAGAAGGGGACAUUCAAAGCAGCACGGAUCUCUUCGCCGUCGCCGUCGCCUGUGAUAACUUCGGCCUGGUCAUCAACACCGAGAAGACGGUGGUUAUGUACCAACCGCCACCCGACGCUCCAUAA
Messenger RNA from Spirometra erinaceieuropaei, 1131 nucleotides. NCBI's taxonomy places the organism in Eukaryota, Metazoa, Platyhelminthes, Cestoda, Diphyllobothriidea, Diphyllobothriidae. The record is from the annotation of a GenBank genome assembly.